This is a messenger RNA of Rhopilema esculentum, 6996 nucleotides long. The record is from RefSeq and is a predicted model, not a curated record. NCBI's taxonomy places the organism in Eukaryota, Metazoa, Cnidaria, Scyphozoa, Rhizostomeae, Rhizostomatidae.
CAUUUCGCUUGUUAUUUCUUGCUCUUAUAGAGUCGAUAAUGAAAUGCUUUGCUUCGGUUCAUUCAAGAAUCUUAUAUUAUGACGUGUCAUUAGGAAAGCAUUUGCUGAACAUGAAGUAAAGAAUCACUAUUUCAAUUCAAUGCCUGCCUUGUUUGUCAGUAUCAAUCGAGAGCAUCUAGUAUUGAAGGAAUACUGCGCAUAUAUUUUUAUCGAAUGUGAAUAUUCAUAAAUGUUUAGACUGGUUUAAGCAACAAGAUCAUCUACAUAAAGUAUUUCUAGCUUCUAAUUUACUUGAUUGCUCAUAUAAUGCUCAUAAUAGGACAAAGAUUUUUUUUGAAAUGCGCUUCCGCUCAUCCAUUACCGUUUCUCGAUUUUCACCCAUAGGUUAAUUUUAGCUGCUCCUAAUCAUUUAUGUACAAGCCUUUUGCUUUCGACCUUUGUAUACCACUUCCUCUAUUCGAACUUUUCUAAAAGUACCUGCUUCGUUUCUUUAAGCGAUUUGUUGCGUCACUGGCUGUUGUUUUGAUUAGGUGAUUUAUUUCAAUCUAUGUUUAGCCGGUGGUUUUUUGACUCAGCGAUACUUCAACUGUAAACUGAACUUUCUCUCGGCUCAGUUAUCGUUGUUUUAGGUUAGGGUCUGGUUGAUUCUAAAGUCAUACCAAGAUCAUCUUCACGAUGUUGUUUUAUCGUGUUUGUUUUGUUGCAUUAUCAGAUUGGAUUAUCAAAAAAAUCAGCAACUUGUGGUGUAAUUAUAAAAUAAUAUAAGCCAAUUCAAUAGCUUGGUUUCAGAUAGAAAAUUGGCCUAUCUUUCUUUGCCAUCUCGAUCAUCGAAGUUCGAACAUCGGUAGCACGAACUUGUCAAACUACCUGCAAAUCUCAAACAUCUGGAUGCCUCCAGCAAUGCAUUGCGUAAUGCUUGUUAGCUUGAUAUGUCAGAAGCCUUGUUGUCUCACAAGGAAGGUGAUAAAAGAAGGGCUUUAUAAUACGGGGUUUCCAGCAACAUACGCUCAAUUAUUGUUUCUGAAACAUUUUUCUGUAUUUAAUUGUAAGGCUUCCUAUGUCACGGACUCAGUUUAGUUAGGACACAGUCAUAAGCCAGGAAUUAACCAUGUUGUUAAUAGUGUUAUGGGGGUAUUGUGAAAAACUUUUAGAAAGCCAUGUUCAAAAUGGAAGUUUAAAUUCGCAAAAAGGAAGCGGUUGUUAAUUCUGUGUUGAUAUUCAAUUUUUCGAGAAGUGUUUCUUGAUUCUCUGAAAAUAGCUGUGAACGUCUUUUGUGAUCCGUUCCUUAUUAAGAUUGAAUGUAGUCCAUCCAGGGAGCUAUUUUCAAAGUACAACGUCAUUUCGAGGUGCUUAUUAGAACUAGCCUAUGGUGUACAAUAUAACAUAAUCCUUCGACUUUUUUCUAUUUGCUAUUCCUUAAUUCUUUACUCUACUUUUUGGAUAAUAUGUCACGUCACUACCAAUUUAUUUCUUUACUCUGGUAGUUCUUGUUUUGAUCUGAGAACAGGAUCUAUUGAUGUUUAUGUGCCAACCUCUCAGACAGUGUUUCUAUAGACACAUAAUGCAACGGGCUUUAUGUUUUUUAUGUCGUCUGCUUUAAGAAAAUAUUUCCGCUUUUGGUAAAUUUAUCAUUCCUAUAUUUAUACUACUAUUUUAGGCUCUGUUUCUUGUAACAAACAAGCCUCUUUAUGAUGUGUCUGGAUGGCUUAGUAUAGCUGAGCUAAAUUAGUAGAUACGAGGCACGUAUUACUGGCAGUUUUUGUAGCAUGAUACCACGAUGCUAGUUAUCUGAUCAAGUAUCAGGUAUAAUGGUAAUCGGGCGUAUUUGAAAAUAUUUACAUAAGUAGAUUGUUUGCUCUCUUUUUGUUUCUAAUAGCAGGUUUUUCAGUAAACGAAAUCAAAGCUGGUCUGAUUUGUUAUUAUAAAAAAUGCGAAAUACAAAGCUUACACCUGUUAGUUUCUCAAGUAAUUUUGGGAUCGUUUGAAAGGAGUACGCCCACGGGAUAAUGCGCGUGACAAGCGGAUGUUUUCCCGAUGACGAUAUCAAGGUUGUGUGUCACCACGACCCGCGGUUGCUUUCGAUGCCCGUUUCCCUUUUACUUCUUAGUUUCAGCUCGCCGCUAGAAAAUAUUUAUAUUCAUCUUGUCUGGCCCAGGGCUAUAAGCUUAAUAGAAGCAAACUUAUCUAUGUAGAUGAGGCUAGAUUGACGGACGUUGCGCGCGCUUUUUAUUGUUAUUGAUUGGGUGAAAUGGAAUGUGAAAUGUAACUUGGCAAGGCCACGGCACCCCAUGCACAUUUAUACGUAAUGAUAGCAAGACUUGUUUUAUGAUAUCCAGCGAAUGUCUAGCCAUUUUUAGUCAAAUAUAUUCUGAAACUCGAUGCUCAAGUAUAAGUUUAGAAGUGUCUUUUUACCACAUUCAGAGGCAAAGUUGGCCACUAAUUUCUUCCCACAUUAGACUAUAUACGUAUUUAGUUUCUAAAAUUUAUGAAACGUCCUUUAAACGGUUUAUAGCUAUGAUGAAAUUCCUCUUAAUAAAGGGAUUUGGUUUCAACAAACUGUUUUCGAGGCUUUACCAAAAUUUUGACCUCGUCUUACUCCAGAUCUCAUCCUGCCCGCAUUUACAUCUUGUUGAAACGACGACCAAUUUUAGGUUUCCUUUUUUGAAAUCGUUGGUUUUUGAUCGUUUUGUUGUAAGCUUUCGCAAAAAGCAUAGUUUCUUUGAUAUCUAGUAUUUUGUACACAUUCUAUUCAAUGCGAAAGAAGAAUUAAAAGCCAGUGAAUGAAUAAGUGUGCGAUGUGAACACUAUUAAUAGCAGUCUUAUUGCUCUUUGCUUGGCAGAGAAAAUAAAGAACAUGCGAUGUUGCGUAUGAAUCGAAGACAUCAUUGAAGCUUCCGCCCUCUUUCUCUGUCGUUUAACAAUCAUUUUGUGAUUAGGAUUAACCUAAUUGGAUGAGUUUUGGGAUGAACUUUAGGCCACCUUUUCCGGGCCACAGCGGUAGAUUGAUCCACUACUGCUCACGUUUGCGAACAUUUGCGAUGAAUGUUUGUUUAUAUGACCUCGCUAAAAGAUGCAGUCUAAAGAGAAAUUCGGGACUAUGUAUCCUGUGAAGCGGUUGGUUUGCUUUCGUUGUUUUUGGAUAGCAGAUCUGUUUUCUAUCAGCAUGUUUUCGUGUAAAAGUGCUUCGGGCGAUGAUCUUGAUAGCAGGAAAACAUCCGGGACCUCGUCAGAGUAUGGCGAGGACGAUCUUGAGCAAAUACGGGUACAAGCGCUGGAACAACUUGCUGCUGCAAGGCAAAAACCAGUCGCAUUUGCCAUGCGUGCUAAUUAUGGCUACAGUGGUGCUGAAGAUGAUGACUCGCCAGUCCAUGGGAGGGCACUUUCAUUCGAGCCUAAAGACUUCCUUCAUAUAAAAGAGAAAUUCAACAAUGACUGGCUAAUUGGUAGAGUUGUUCGUGAAGGUUGUGACAUUGGCUUUAUUCCAAGUCCAAGUAAAUUAGAAAGCCUGAGGUUGUCUGGCCUAGCCGGAAGAAAACUGAGGCAAUCAAGUACAAGCAGCAAUUUACAUCUUCAAGAUGCAUUAUCUGGAAGCUCACCAAGUGAAGACAGACAAAAUUCUUUUGAUGACGAUAGUUUACCGCCAUCAUCUCCAGUUAAAACUGUCAACCAAGGGCAAACCAAUAACAAGACCAGUACGAAGAAGGGGAUAUUCAAGAAGAGUGACAGUCUCCCACCCUACGAUGUUGUGCCGUCCAUGAGACCGGUCAUCUUUGUUGGUCCAUCUCUUAAAGGAUAUGAGGUAACUGACAUGAUGCAGAAAGCCUUAUUUGAUUACUUGAAACACAGAUUCCAGGGCAGAAUUAUGAUCACUCGCGUAACCGCAGACAUAAGCGCUGCCAAAAAGUCAAUGAUUCAAAAUCUGGGAAAAAAGCCAAUCAUAAAAGAAAGGGGGACGACGCAAGCGACUCAAGAAGUGACACAAGAGAUCGAGAGAAUAUUUGAGCUUUGCAGAAACCUUCAAUUAGUCGUGCUUGAUGCCUACACGGUUAAUUAUCCAACACAAAUUGCGAAAACCUCGUUGGCACCCAUUAUUGUUUACAUCAAAAUUUCAUCUCCAAAGGUGCUUACUCGUCUUGUCAAGUCCAGAGGAAAGUCGCAGUCGAAAAAUUUAAAUAUUCAACUGGUUGCUGCCGAGAAGCUUGCACAAUGUAGCGAAGACUCGUAUGACGUCAUUCUUGAUGAGACCCAGCUUGAAGACGCGUGUGAGCAUUUGGGAGAGUUUCUCGAGGCUUACUGGCGAGCAGCCCAUCCUCCGCAGUCUAAUUUUGGCCAGGGAGGAGCUGGAACGUAUAAUGCUAAUGGACAACAGGUUGUAGUCAAUUAUAACAGUAUGGACCCAUUUAGUACCCAGUCUCCAACUCGUCACCUUCGUACGGCGCAGGUCUAGAUUUUCCAAUGAGAUUGUUAGACCUAGCUUGCUACUGGGUUUAUUUUUCUAUCAAUUGUAAUGUUCAUCAGUGCGUCGAUGCCGAAUUGACAUGUCACCAUCUUCACUCAGUUGAUUGAUGUCGCCAUUUGGCGCAAUUACCCAGGUCGAGGCCAGAUUUUAUAAAGGCCAGGUACAUCACAUAAUCCGAUUUAUUUGUGAAGUAGGUAUGUAAUUCAACAUUUAUUUGACGUGUAGACUUCUUAUAUGGAAUAAAACUCAAUGACCCGUUUUCUUAUUAGAGACACUGUUAAAGCUGUAGUUGACAUUGAUGCAGUUACUCCUAAGAAGAUAUAAGUAACAGGUUACUUAUAGAUAUUUAUAUGUCACAAGCACCAGGUAUCCUAGGCCUAGCAACAAGUGAACUUGCUAAAUAAUCUUUGAGGCAGUUUAUGUAGUUUGUCGUUGAGGAAUGUUCAUGUAAAGGCUGGGUCAGUUGCUAACGUUUUGACAACUAAUGUGCGUUGAUUUUUAUCAGGACCACGUCUACUUCGAUACGUUUUCAAAAGAUGCGUUUGCCAUUUCGGCUCAUUCUGUUUUCAAAAAAUUUCACUGUCCAAUGUUUGUGUUUAAAUCAAAUCUUUAUUGUUACCUAGAAAUGAGAGGUAAAAACAUGAAGAAAUGGCAGCGUACUUACUUGAAAACGUGUUUCUGUAAACGGUGCCUAAAGGAAACUACGCUUAUAAAGUUGACGGCCAGUGAACCAAAAUGUUUGGUUUGCUGGUAAUUUAAAUGGAGACAAACGAGGCUUGAGUCCGUGAGAAAUUUCAAUAACAGCAACAGGAGAAUUAUCCUAGCCAUUUUAGUUUUCCACGGAAUAGCACAGGAAUGACUCGCAGAACGCUGUGCGAAUUUAUGACAUGUAAAGUUGUAUUUUUCAUCAGAAUUCGGCGCAAACACAUUGAAAAACAAGAGCUUAUUAUAAGAGUGUUAAGCUACUUGAAUAUUUAAGUGUUUUUGGGAAAUAGCUUUUGUUGUCUCUAUGGAAAUGAAUUACUAUAAUGCCUGAAGGUUUUUGUGAAAUUUGCUAACCGCACUGGAGUUUGGCAGAGUAUAUCGUUAAUUGGUGUUGGAGCUAUUGUGGCGAAAAGAGCUGCCUCGCUUGGGAGUCAUCGCAGAAUUUUCCUCCAUUUCCAACUCGCCUCUUGAUUGCUAUCACCCAAACCAUUACUGCAAAGGACGAUGACGAUUUAAAUCUGUUCUGUUAUUUCUAUAUCCAAGCCUCUUCCACUAGCAAUAGCCAUUGGUUUCGCAAAUUCUUGCGUCUUUGUCCUUUAAGAACAGAUUUGUUAAUGUUAGGGAUUGGUCAUAUUUCUGAUAAGAUUUAUUUGUUAGCAACAAGUGUAAACAAAAAGUGUUCUUAAAUGAUCAAGAAGUUAUUGUUUGAGACCGUAGAAUGGUUAUCUGGAAUAUAGGACAUCACCCCCUGUUUGUUGCAACAUUGUCCCUGUUUGAUUCAUUUAUAACGCUUUAAGUUUAGCAGAAAGGCGAAGCAGCUCUGUUAUUGGGCAAUGCCGCAAUUUCUUAAGAUUUGUCAGCAGUAUGUAUAUAGUGAGGUAUCAUUGACGUAGUCUGUACCCUUGUUGCGUAGUAACACAACCAUGUCAGCACAUUUUAGAGACAGCAGCCACGCCCAUUUGUGAUGUAUCAGUUUAAUGUCCGCACAUUUUUUUGAACUUAAGUUGUUAACCAAUCUUCCAAUAUUUUCGGAAGAAGGAAAAGGAGACUUUUUCCUCUCGUAUUUAUAUUUGUUUAAUUAAUUUACCUUGUAGUUUCUAAGUUCGUGAAAGAUGAUGAUGAUAGUACUGAUGGGUCUUUUGAAGUUUUAACAUCAUAUCCAAUCUGAGGUUUUGCAACGAUUGAAGCGCCCUUGAACAGCUACUAAUUGUAAAUAACGUUUUGUAGCUGUAACCUCGAGGCCUUAGCAGCUGAAAAUUUUAAGCUGUGUUAUUACAUGUCAAAGAGUUCACGAAACUGUCCUCUGUGUCGCCAAAUUUCCCUCAGGUUAGAGAAGCUUCUUCGUCGUUGAAAUAGGCCUAAUGUGGUUUUAAUUGCCGUUAUGCAUUGAGCAAAGGUACCUUGACCAGCGCAGAUUUGCGAGCCUUAAGUGCAGUAUCAAAACUUCCCUUAAAACACCAUUUUCGAAAUGACUUUUCACAGGUUUACAUAGACAGUGACUUAUACUAAUUUCUUGUCUUUACGUCCACAUUGAGAACCAAAGACUCAAUCAACACUGCACCUUCUUGAACCAAAUUCAGUAUAUCAAUGAAUUGCAGUUAUUUCCCAUAAUGCGAUCUUACUCGACCCGAAUGUAUCACAUUUGCAGCAGAAAGGUGCCUGAAGGAUGAACUGUUUAAGGCUGUUAUUGCUCGGUUUCUUCAGGAAAACGUAACGAUCAUUGUUUGAUUUGUUGAUUUAAAGCAGCAAUAACUUUAAGUGUUAUCAAGCAGUUAUCUCGAGACUUGAUGCUGUAAAUACAUGAUUACUGUUAUAAAUAGUUAAACCAAAAA